Messenger RNA from Betta splendens (Siamese fighting fish), 2556 nucleotides. RefSeq names its product Kruppel-like factor 4 (gene klf4). NCBI's taxonomy places the organism in Eukaryota, Metazoa, Chordata, Actinopteri, Anabantiformes, Osphronemidae. The transcript has 5 exons. The coding region runs from base 301 to 1638 and encodes 445 amino acids. The record is from RefSeq and is a predicted model, not a curated record. Gene Ontology annotation, biological process: regulation of transcription by RNA polymerase II. Gene Ontology annotation, molecular function: DNA-binding transcription factor activity, RNA polymerase II-specific; RNA polymerase II cis-regulatory region sequence-specific DNA binding.
UCUCACGCGGUUUCCUCAGUUCAGCCUGCCGGUCGCUGCAUGGCAACAGGCGCGAGGGAUUCCCCCCGUCCGUCGCCACUCUGUCUUCCCGUUCAGCGCUCAGAAUAUUAAUUAAAAAGAAAUAAAUAAAUCAGUCCGUCUGGCUGCUUCUACCAGGCGCGCCCGUCCGCGGCAGCAUGUCCUGGAACACGGCGUAGCGCGCGACGCGGAGGAAGAAACUUUAAACCGGGGGAUAUUUAACAAGUGCGCUCUCGCCGAAGAAGAGAAGGGAGGACCGCGCGCGGACGCACAUUCUCACCGAUGAGGCAGCCGCCAAAUGACGUCGAGAUGGCUUUAGGGGGGACGCUUCUGCCAUCCAUCUCCACGUUCGCCAGCGGCCCAAGUGUCAAGAGCAAAACCAUAGGAAGCGCCAAUUUACGAUGGAAGGAGGAGCUGUCGCAUCUUAAGAGACCCAGCGUACUAACCGGAAGCAGCUGCCCCAACCCAGACCACCCCACUGCCACCAGCACAGCAAGCCCCAGCAUGUCCAAGAAAGAUCCCGAACCGGACCUGGACUUGGACUACGACUUCAUUCUCUCCAACUCCAUUCUUCAGCAGCAGCAGCAGCAGCAGCAGCAGCAGGAGGAGGCCAUGGCGUGCGCCUCUGCUCAGGCCCUGUCGCCUUCCCCCGGCUCCUUCUCCUCAUCGUACCCUCUCCCCUCGCCUCAGGGCACCGCCAGUGAACUGCUCUACACCAUCCCGGAUAUUAAUGACGUUUCGCCCUCCGGAGGCUUCGUGGCGGAGCUCAUGAGGCCAGAGUUGGACCCAGCAUACCUCCACCCCACCAGCCUUCAUGGCAAGUUUGUGGUGAAGACAACAAUGGACAUGGGGGAUUACAGCCAAGGCGUGAACGUAAGCAAGGCCUGUGUAGAUGCUGCGUCAGACCCGGUUCCAUCACGUGCAUCACCGUCCUUUACGUGCCACAGGAUAAAGCAGGAGAACCCCAGUAACUGCACCAUCUCACAGCCCAUGGACCUACACAUAGCUGGGGUAAACUCCCAGGGCCGGGGGAGCCAGCAGCAGCGCCCCGCUCACUUGGACCUACAUGGGUUCCCUGGUGGUGGAGGGAGGUCCAUAACAGGCGGCAGGUUAUCCUCAUCCUCCUCCCUCUCCCCGGACCAUCCUCUGAGCCGGGAGCACCAGGUUCUGGGACAUCCCCACCCCCAGAUCCCUCUAGCUCCCCAGGGAUACCACCAUAGCUCCCCGCAGGGUUACGCCUCCUACCCCCAGUCAUCAUCCAUGCAGUACCAAGAGUCCCUUAUGAUCUCCAGCGGGGACUGCUUGCCCGAAGAGCCCAAGCCCAAGCGUGGAAGACGUUCCUGGCCGAGGAAGAGGGUGGCCACACACACGUGUGAUUACGUUGGCUGCGGCAAAACUUACACAAAGAGCUCUCACCUCAAAGCACAUCACCGCACACACACCGGGGAGAAGCCAUACCACUGCGACUGGGAGGGCUGCGGUUGGAAGUUUGCUCGCUCAGACGAGCUCACACGCCACUACAGGAAACACACGGGCCACCGGCCAUUCCAGUGUCAGAAAUGUGACCGGGCCUUCUCAAGGUCGGACCACCUUGCUCUCCAUAUGAAGAGACACUUAUGAGACUUGGCUGGAGGACCAAACUGGAUGACGAUGGAUGAAGGCUCCAGAGAUAAAAAUAUCCCCUAGUGGAACCCUUUGUGACCUACACUUUUUAAAACCAUAAUUGACCUUCAAGCCGUUGUCAAGCAACAAGACAAGCUGUGGUGUUCGCAGCACAAAAAAAGAGCAUUACCCUCGAGAGCCUAGAAAGCCUCUCAAGACUGUUCCUUUCCACACUGUGCAGGUGACUCGACGAGACCUCUCAGUCAAAGUUGUAAAAUUUUAUGAAAGGGACCAAACUGGAAUUUGUCUUAUUUAACCGACAAAACUUGGUCGACCAGGUGCCAACAACUUUUAACUGGAAAUGUAUUUUUUGUCAGGGAAACCAGGAGCAACAGACAAACAUCUUCAGGGGCCUUCUGCCAGCAACACGCCAAUAAAGGCUCUGUUAACACAUACACUGUCCAAAUACUGUAUUAAUAAAUACAUCUAUAUUUAUAUACACAUUUCGCCUGCAAAGCCAUUUAUUUCAGGUACAAUGUUAAUUUAUGCUGAAUGGUGCUCAGUGAACCUGUAGAAAGUUUCUUUUAAAGAAAAGGUACCAAAGAUUAAAGAAAAUAUACCAAAUGGGUGAAAACUAUGAAAAAUGCCAUAUGGUUGUUUGUGUGUUCCUUGGAAUCCUCUCUUCCACAAUCAGAAUUAAAUCAGGUGAACACGCUGUUUUUUAAAUGGUGAUGGCAAUCUUCAGCGCAUUGCAGUUGUGCAAUAAUUUAUAUGAGACAUUCAUAUUUUUGUAUGGAAUGAGUAACUCUGAACAAAGAUGUUUUGUUUAUAGCUUAAAUAUGUAAUAUAAUCUUGAAUUUUGUACAUUUGUAAAUAAAAUUGCUUUGUUAUUGUUUUGUAUUUUACAGUAUAAUAAAAUGUAUUUGAAAUUUUAAA